Messenger RNA from Gopherus evgoodei (Goodes thornscrub tortoise), 864 nucleotides. RefSeq names its product alpha-1-antiproteinase-like. The coding region runs from base 1 to 864 and encodes 287 amino acids. The record is from RefSeq and is a predicted model, not a curated record. Gene Ontology annotation, molecular function: serine-type endopeptidase inhibitor activity. The transcript has 5 exons. Gene Ontology annotation, biological process: negative regulation of endopeptidase activity. NCBI's taxonomy places the organism in Eukaryota, Metazoa, Chordata, Testudines, Testudinidae.
AUGGUGGCUCUAGGUGCUAAAUCAACCACUCUGACUCAGAUUCUGGAAGGACUCACCUUUAACCUGACAGAGAUUGAGGAGAAGGAGAUACAUGAAGGUUUUCGUGAUCUCAUUCACUGGCUAAACAAUCCUGACAGUGAGGUCCAGCUGAAUCUGGGAAAUGCCCUUUUUGUUGAUGAGAAGCUGAUAUUGCUGCAGAAGUUUUUGGAAGACAUCAAAAGCUUGUAUGAAGCAGAAGCUUUUCAUAGUAACUUCCAGAAUUCUCCAGAGACUGAGAAACAGAUCAAUGAUUAUAUAAAGAAGAAAACCCAUGGGAAAAUUGCCAACUUGGUCCAGGGUCUUGAUCCAUUCGCUCUAAUGGUUCUUGUCAACUAUGUUUACUUUAAAGCCUACUGGGAAAAUCCUUUCAGUGAUUUGCUCACCCAUGAAGCAGACUUUUUUGUGGAUGGGAAAACAUCAGUUAAAGUAAAUAUGAUGACCCGAGAUGGAUUUUAUAACACUCACUAUGAUAAGGAGUUGUCUUGUCAGCUGGUGGAAAUACCUUACAAUGGAAAUGCUACAGCAUUAUUUAUCCUGCCCGAUGAAGGAAAAAUGAAGCAAGUGGAGGAUGCUCUAUUGAAAGAAACUGUGUCUAAAUGGAAGAAUGAACAGAGGGAUUAUGAGAAGGCUUAUCUUUUCAAGAGAUACAUGAUCCUCAUGUACUAUUCCAAAGACAGAAAACCAGAGACUAGUAUCAGUCUGUGCUCCUAUGAUGUCAAAGAGAUAUUCAAGAGAUUGGGUGUGAUCGAUGUAUUCGAGAACCAUGCCGAUCUAUCUGGAAUCACUGAGAAUUCCAAGCUGAAGGUUUCAAAAGCUGUUCACUAG